AUGCAGCCAGCGGCUGCUGCUGCUGCUGCAGCUGAGGCGUUAGCAGCAGCAGCUGACCGAGGCAGCAGCCGCAACAGCUCCCUCAGCACGUGCUGCAGCGCGCAGGCAGCACGAUCAAACAGCUGCUGCUGCAGCAGCAGCGGCAGCAGCAGCAGCAGCAGCAGCAACGACCCCUUGCCAAUGAUGGGUGUCACUGGAGACUGCCUGCAUCAGCAGGAGGACCAGCAGCAGCAGCAGCAGGAACAGGAGGAGGAGCAGCAGCAGCAGCAGCAGGAACGGGAGAAGCAGCAGCAGCAGCCGCAGCAGCACGAACACGGAGAAGAUUGUGAUUGUUUUGAUUGCUAUUCUUUUUCAGGGCCUUUUAAUGGCGUCAAUGUGUGUGAUGAGGCAGCAGCAGGAGCAGCUGCUGCUGCAGCAGCAGCAGCAGCAGCAAGAGGCUUGACUGUUGCAGGUUUUGCUGCUAAGCACUUGGGUACUGUUGUCUUUAUGCGUCAUGGGGCAAGGGCCCCGAAGGUUCGUGUGUCUUCUGCUGAAGUUGCUGCUGCUCCUGCUGCUGCUCCUGCUGCUGAGGGGGAGCAGCAGCAGCAGCAGCAGCAGCUGGACGGCGACGCGUCGGGUGAGGCGAGCAGCAGCAACGACAAUAGCAGCAACAACAGCAGCAGCGACAACAACAAUAACAGCAACACCAGCAGCAGCAGCAGCAGCAGCAGCCAGCGCAGCAAGAAGACACCUGCAGCGAGCGACACCACCACCACCCCCACUACCAGCAGCAGCAACAGCAGCAGCAGCAGCAGCAGCAGCAGCGCGAACGAAGGAGACACGGAGAAGAUUAUCUGGCCGUUUGGGGGGCAGCCAGGGUCUCUUACCGAAGCGGGUUGGAGACAGUCAGUUGCAGUAGGAAUGAAUAUAAGAGAGUCGCAGCGUUAUCUGCGGCGGUGCAGCGCAUGCGCAGCAGCAGCAGCAGCAGCAGCAGCAACGACAGCAUCAGCAGCAGCAGCAGCAAGAAAGCCUUGCAAGGGCAUACCUGUUGUUGUUUGCAGCACAGAGUCAAUUCGUUGCUUGCAGACAGCUCAGGCGGUGAUAGCAGGGAUGCAGCUAGCAGCAAUGUCUCCUCAGCAGCAGCAGCAGCAACAGCAGCAGCAGCAGCAGCAGCGGGGUUUCUUUCAGGGUGCGUUGUUAAGUCACGACUGUCUCUUUAUAGACGCAGACAGCUGCCUAUACACCGCACCAGCAGGGUCUCCAGCAUCUCUGGCUUUGAAGGCGAAGAGCCCUCUGGUGAAGCUGCAUAAGAGAAGAGCAUUGUGCUGCAGCAGCAGCUACGCAGCAGCAUGCAAUGCUCUUGAAGGAGAAGCAGCUUUGCUGCGAGAGCUAACAGGCUGGAGCAGCAAAGAGGGGCUCAGCGUUAUGAAGAAGUUUGUUUCUUUCUACGGUGCUUACAUCUAUCACGGUGUGCCGCUGCCGCUGCUUAAGGGGGGGCAUUCAAGCCUAGCUUUGCUGCGCAGCAGGAACAGCAGCAGCAGCAGCAGCAGCAGCAGCAGCAGCAGCAGCAGCAGCAACGGAAAUGCCAGCAACGGUAGCAAUGGGAAACCCACAGGCAGCAACAACAGCAGCAACAGCAACAGCAACAGCAGCAACCGCAGAAGCAGCAACCGCAACAGCAGCAGCAGCAGCAGCAGCAACAGCGGUGAUGGUGCUGCAGCAGAGGGCAGCAGCGCAAGACGAUCCAAUGAAGUCCAGAGAGGCAGUAUUGACAGCAACAGCAGCAGCGGCAGCAACAGCAGCAGCGGCAGCAGCAGCAGCAGCGGGUGGAGCAACUCGCGCAGCAGCACCGGCAGCUACGCCACCGCAGCAAACGCUGCAAGGAGGACCGAAGCAGAAGCAGCACUGGCGCCUGCUGCUGCUGCUGCUGCAGCAGCAGCAGAGGUCGCUGCUGCUGUCGUCUUAGCGGCAACAACAGGGACGGGAGACAGCGCCCAGGGCAACACCAGCCCAGCAGCAGCAGCAGGUGCUGCUGCAGCAGCAGCGGGUGCCGCAGCAGCAGCAGCAGGUGCUGCAGCAGCAGCAGCAGGUGCCGCAGCAGCAAAUGCCGCCGCAGCAGCGAAUGCCGCUGCAGCCGCGAGUGCCGCAGCCGCAGCAGCAGCAGCGCCAGCAGCAGCAGAGGACGUAGCAUCACCUGCAUUACCCGCAACAGCAGCACCUGCAGCAGCAGCACCCGCGGCAGCAGCAGGAGCACCUGCAGCACCUGCAUCACCCGCAGCAGCAGCACCCGCAUCAGCAGAAGGAGCAGCUCCCGCAGCAGCAGCAGGAGCAACAGCAGCAGCAGGAGCACCCACGGCAGGAGGAGCGGCACCCUCAGCCGAAGCAGGAGCAGCCCCCGCAGCUGCACCCGCCGCCGCUGCUGCUGCUGCAGCAGCAGCAGCAGCAGCAGAUGAGGAGACACAGGAAAUAUCACCUGAUGAGUUUUUAGAUGCUGUAUUUCGCGGUGCUAAUCUUGUAGCGCGUCUUCAAUAUGCUGAAGAAGAAGAAGUAGGCUGGAGGGCAGGGGGUAUAAGUCUGUUAGAGAUUGCUGCUCGGCUAGAGCGCAUGGCUGAUGCAGCAGCAGCAGCAGAAGCAGCAGCAGCAGCAGCUGCUGCUGCUGCUGGUGCUGGUGCUGGUGCCGCUGCUGCAACACCACGAGAAACAGCAGCAACAGCAGCAACUGAAGAAGAAGAAGCAGAGGGGCUCUGUAUAUUUGUUACACAUCAGUCAGCUCUUCUAGCGCUGCAAGCAGCGUUAGGUGUAUCUGCAGCAAAUAUUCAGAUACCUCACUUCGCUUGUUAUUUACAAGCAGAGCUGCUGCAUAUUGAUGUGCCUCUAACCGAACAUGAUCCAGCAGCAGCAGCAGCAGCAGAAAGCAGCAGCAGCAGGGGCAGCUGUGGUGCUACGAGCAGCAGCAACACGGAGACCCAGCAUACUCCAGAGCGGUGGGAGAAUGAGGCAGCAGAACCAGCAGCAGCAGCAGCAACAGCAGCAGCAACAGCAGCAGCAACAGCAGCAGCAGCAGCUGCAGCAGCAGCAGAAUCAGCAGUAGGAAGAACGCAGCCCGAAGCAUCAACAGAGCCAGCAGCAGCAACAGCAGCAGCGGGAAGCUCUGGUGCAGCAGACAUUGGUGAGGGAGGGAAGCCUCAGUGUAGCAGCAGCAGCUGCAGCAGCGGUUGCUGCUGUUCGUGCUGCAGCGGUGCGUUGGGGUGUACAGACACCUCAGCAGGCGAAGAGACACAAGAAGGAGGCGAAGCAAAGCAGCCGCUUUGUAAAGCUGCUGCUUCAUCUGUGCCGGAGACGAAGCGCUUGCUGUCUCUUCUGUCUCCACUGUCUCCUGCAGCAAGAAGGAGACACUCAAAUGUAGCAGUACGUUGGUUUAUUAACGGCGAUGAGCCUCUCGCCCUACCGGAAGAGCUGCGCUGGAAGGCGCUCGACAGCAGCAGCAGCAGCAGCAGCAGCAGCAGCAACUGCAGCGACUGCAGCGACUGCAGCAACAGCAACUGCAACAUCGUGCUUCUUGAUGAUUUGCUGCGUUUUAUAGACAGCCGCAGGGAGCGCUUCGGGGCUCCUAUACCCCCUGAACCUCUAUUAGCCCUUAGGGUAGCGGAGAUGACAGAAGAGCUGGAGCAGCAGCAGCAGCAGCAGCAGCAGCAGCAGCUGUUGCAGCUGCAGCAGCAGCAGCAGCAACAAGGCGAACUCUGCAACUCGGAAGAAACACCAACAGCAGAAAACCGCGUUAGGAGAUACAGGCUGGCGCUGCCAGAGGCUUCCUGCAGGACGACAGCAGCAGCAGCAGCAACAGCAACUGCAGCAGCUGCUGCUGCAGCAGCGGCAGCAGCAGUAACUGCUGAAGCAGCAACCGCAUCGCCACCUGCAGAACAGGCGGGCCAUCGCCGCCGUGUGAUUUAA
Eimeria acervulina is the source of this 3930-nucleotide messenger RNA. RefSeq lists its product as hypothetical. Gene Ontology annotation, cellular component: nucleus. The record is from RefSeq and is a predicted model, not a curated record. Lineage: Eukaryota; Apicomplexa; Conoidasida; Eucoccidiorida; Eimeriidae. The transcript has a single exon. Gene Ontology annotation, molecular function: transcription cis-regulatory region binding. Gene Ontology annotation, biological process: regulation of transcription by RNA polymerase II. Bases 1 to 3930 code for a protein of 1309 amino acids.